Messenger RNA from Striga asiatica, 573 nucleotides. The record is from the annotation of a GenBank genome assembly. Lineage: Eukaryota; Viridiplantae; Streptophyta; Magnoliopsida; Lamiales; Orobanchaceae.
AUGGAAGACAACCAACAAAUCCAACCCCUCCAACCUAAACCCCCCAUCCCAGAUACACCAACCCUUCCAGAAACAGACACAGAGCUCUCACAAACACCAAAUACAGAAACUAAUAACAAAGCCAUAUGCCUUGUGGAUGAUAACCAACCUCAGUCUUCGGAGUUAAUGGUUGUUACUCCAGCCCCACCUUUAACCUUGCCUGCACAACCUAAACCAAUGGAAAUUGAACUAUCUGCAAAUACAUCCUGCCACCACAAACAUCCCAAACUCCUGCAACAAUCACAAACCAAGCUAUGGAAAAGAUCUACAACCAGAGUGGGAAGGCUCUUGAGACAAGACACUAAAUCACCACAGUCCACUACACCCAGUAGUGGGAAAAGAUCCAGAGCUGAUAAAGAAAGACACCAGCAGAGCAGACGAAACCCGCGGCUGGAGGCUACGGUGGACGGGAUGACGACCACCACCAAGGUCGGCGAGAGAGACAGUGUUGCGGUUAUCGCUUCCAUCCUGCACCCGCAAGGCUUUGAAAGGAGCAGUAGAGAUGCAGUCCAGUCCCACCGACAGAGACUAUAG